AUGGCAGUUGGAACGACUACGAGUGUCAAGCACAACCUGAAGGCGGAAGCGACGGAAGGCGAGUCUCGAGGUCACCUGGACAAGCACCAGGUUCGAGGAACGCAGGCCGACAGUCGACCCGGUCGGGCUGCACACCACCGUGAGGAGGCGACGGAAGCCACGCCGGGGGGGUACCGUGGCGAGAGCUACGUGCAGAUUGACCGCCAAGUCUCGACGGAUCACGGCGCGUCGGAGGCCUCUCGCGGUGCCAACGCCCACGUGACCGAAAGCGGAGCUACCGGCGACGACGAACAGGCGGCUGGCGACCGACCGGCGACCGACACGCCGACUGAAGAGAAGGAACCAGCGGUCGAAUCGGCCACGUCCUCGACCGUCGUGUGUGGCGGCGGCUGCGUUGCUGCCACGCAACGUGCAGCUGCUGGAAAGUGUCCCGCGUGCGAGUGUCCGGCCGCCGGCUGUCCCUGCACCAAGUGCGGGUGUCCUCUGUGCGGCCCCACGCAGACGGCGUCCACGCCGCUGCCCUGUCGCGGCGGCGACGACGCGCGCGCCCGCGCCACUGCCGGCACGUGUCCUGCGUGUGGCUGUCCAGCGAGCAAGUGCCCCUGCACGAACUGCGUCUGUCCGGUCUGCAAGUCGACGUGA
Messenger RNA from Hyaloperonospora brassicae, 642 nucleotides. Lineage: Eukaryota; Oomycota; Peronosporomycetes; Peronosporales; Peronosporaceae. The record is from the annotation of a GenBank genome assembly.